GCUGCAUCCACGUUCCUAUAUCUUUAUACCUUAUACCUUUCCCCUCAUCCACGCUUCAAUCUCGUAGGUGCGUAAAACAACAAGCUCCCAACGCCCAACCUUGUGGAUCCUCUGCACUGUAGGAAUCCCACUGAAGCCAGUUAUGGCUCUCAGACAAAGCCAGGGUUCCAGGGAAGUUCCUGAUCAUCCACAAUGUGUCUCAUCUCUACCAGAGCAGACAGCUAAACACUUCAGAGACAGAGGGGAUCCUGAAGAACAUCAUAGUAGUAACACAGAAAGCCAGUCAAGCACACCAGUCCCAGCAAGCUUUUGUCCCAUUGAUGGCUCUGUCUCAGGGGAAGAUUUCGAUCAUAGGGAUAGCCCUAUCCAUCAUGACAGCAUGGAGGAAGACUCACUGUCUGAAUAUGAUAAUGUGGGCUCAGAGGAGGAAGAAGAGCAGGACUAUGAGGAAGAUGAGGAACUGCAUACAGAUGCAGAUGGGAUGACUUACUAUGUUCACUGUUGCCCUGAAGAUGAAAGCUAUUUGGAAGGAAUAGACUGUCAAGAGGGUACUGAGAGUAAUAAUAGACCAAGUACUUCCAGAGAACCAGAUACUCAAGGAAAUUCAGGAGAUACCUGGGAAUUCUCUGAGGGGUUUUAUGAAGUGAUCCAGCAAGGUACAGAGGAGCUAGUCCACAAAUGUCCCGAGCCUAUUACAAAGUCUACUUUCAUUCAGGCUCCCAUGGCAGAGGAUGAAGAAGAUGAUGAAGAAGACGCAGACGACGUAGACGAAGAAGACAACGAUGAUGAUGAUGAUGCUGUGGAGGAAGAUGAAACAUAUUUUGAUUAUGAACAAGAGAAUGCAGGAGGAAAUCAGGAUGAAAAUGUCUAUAAAGGACAAUGUGAUUUAGAGGAGGACAGUAAAAACCCAAUCCAGGGUUCAAAUUACAGUAACGGAAUGAUUAGGGCAGAAGUGGACUUAAGUAGAGAUUACAGAGUGGAUAAAAGCAUCCCAGAGAAGUGUAAGGGUGAUGCUCAGAGGUCAUUUACUGGUCACAGAGAAAGUAAUAAAAAGAGCAAUAGUGAAGUUAAAGUUGAUUAUUCAGGAAACGAAUUGGGCAGGGCAGAUAAAAACUCAAAACAAGGGUCGAUAUUCAGAGGGCAUCAGAUUUGUAAGGAGGACAGAGGCAGCAGAAACUGCAGACUUAAUGCUAUGACCAAACCUGAAGACACUGAGAAUAGAGAUUUUAAAAAGAGACAUUCGUACAGAGAUGAUGGACGAGAAGAAAGAGAAGACAGGUGUUCACAUGUGAGGAGAAACAGUCCUGAAGAUAGUAUAGGCAGGGGACAUGGAUGUCCUCAUAGCUAUAAAGGAAAGAUCAGAAGGGAUAGGGAAUGGUCAGUGGACACAGACAAGGAUAUGAAUCAGAUUGUAAAUGAAGUAAAAACAAAAAUGAAUGUGGGACCUCAGAGCACGGGGACAGAUAGAAGUAUAGCUAAGAAGUCAUGUGAUGACAAAAGGAUUUCAGAAAAUUCACAAGUAUCACUGCAGAAAGACCAGACCAGUCCCCCUAAAGAAGACAAUAAAGGCCAGGCAACUCAAAGCAGUCCACAGCAUUGCACAGUGAAUCCACAAUCUGAAACGAACACAUCGGCAAGCAACCAUAAUCUCUCUCAGCAAGGAAAGAGAAAUCACUCUUUCCCAAGCUUUGUGGAUGUCCCAGGCCCAUGUGAACCAGAGGACCUCAUCGACGGGAUCAUCUUUGCUGCUAACUACCUCGGGUCCACUCAACUUUUCUCAGACAGAAACCCGUCCAAGAGUGUGCGAAUGAUGCAAGCUCAGGAAGCUGUGGACAAAGUAAAGUGUGUGGAUAAAGAGAGCCAGAGCCCGAUUGAGGUUGACCUCUUCAUUUCAACAAAGGCCAUCAAAGUGCUCAAUGCUGACACACAGGAAACAAUGGUAGACGACGCUCUUCGGACCAUCUCCUACAUAGCAGACAUUGGAAGCGUGGUUGUCUUGAUGGCUCGCAGGCGAGUGUCGCAGUCUGCUGCACUCGACUGUAAUGAAAGCAGCCUGAACUCUGCAGAGGGCAGGAAGCAGUACCAAAUGAUCUGUUACGUCUUUGAGUCUGAGGAUGCCCAGCUCAUUGCACAGUCCAUUGGGCAGGCGUUUAGUAUGGCCUACCAAGAAUUUCUGAGAGCAAAUGGGAUCAACCCUAAGGAUCUCAGCCAGAAAGACUACAGUGAUAUUCUUAAUUCACAAGAGAUGUACAACGAUGAUCUCAUCCACUUUUCAAACUCUGAGAACUGUAAAGAGCUGCACUUGGAAAAGCAGAAAGGAGAGAUUCUUGGGGUUGUGAUAGUGGAGUCUGGCUGGGGGUCUAUCCUACCCACAGUUAUCCUGGCUUGCAUGCUGAACAGUGGGCCAGCUGCCCGUUCAGGGAAGCUCAACGUGGGCGAUCAGAUAAUGGCUGUCAAUGACACGAGUCUGGUGGGCUUGCCGCUAGCCACGUGCCAGGGCAUCAUCAAGGGCUUGAAGAAUCAGUUACAGGUAAAGCUGAGUGUAGUAAGCUGUCCUCCUGUGACCAUGGUGCUAAUAAAGAGACCAGAUCUGCAGUACCCUUUAGGCUUCAGUGUACAGAAUGGCAUAAUCUGCAGCCUCAUGCGAGGUGGAAUAGCAGAACGUGGAGGAGUGCGUGUGGGUCAUAGAAUAAUUGAAAUAAAUGGACAGAGUGUAGUUGCCAUGGCACAUGAGAAAAUUGUCCAUGCCCUAUCGGUGUCUGUCGGAGAGAUUCAUAUGAAAACUAUGCCAGCUGUGAUGUUCAGACUGCUAACUGGACAGGAAACGCCAAUGUACAUCUAAUGGCAAUGCCAGUGCUCUGGAAGCUCUGUAAUGCUCUGCCCUGCCUGUGCAACUCAAAACAAAUCUAGAAUAAGGAAUUCUUUGGCUUGUCACCCAGGAGGAACUCCUAAAGGUUUUAUGUAGAGCCCUAUACCAGAGUGUUUCCCUACCCUUCCAAGUAGAAAACUAAAAUUCCUCCAAAACCUUUUUUCCUCAUGAGUGUAGAUUUAACCUCUCUUACAAUCUGUUCUGUGAACACAGCGUCAUUGUUGUGCAUUCUGCUAAUAUACUAAUUCAGUCUCAGUACAUUCAAUAGAGAAACUGACAUCAGGCCUAAUCCUUAUUUAAUCGUGCUCUCCAGUGCAUUUACAGUGUGUAUGCUUCGUCAUUAAAAGAGAACACUAAGGGCAAGCUAUUUUUAAUUCUCACAUUGGGGCAAGGUUUAUGUUGUAGUGUUAAAUAAGGUGUUUAGGUCUAACACUGACAAAAAAAUACAAGAAUCUCAGAAUAAAUUGGUCUUGCAAGGCUCAAAAGGCCAUGGUAGUUGAAUGAAUCUUCUGAAUGGUAGUCUCCUCUUUUUGUUUUUUUAACCUUGGGGAAAUACAAUGCAUGAUUGUGUUCCAUGCAGGCGAGCUGCAGCUUAUAGAAUGUCAGCUCAUCUCUGUCAGUCCUAGUAAACAAAUACCGCUCUAGUCAUAAGUCUACCCUGAUGGUUGUAGUUCCUCUGCUUGCUCUGACUCGCAUGAUUAUUUUUUUAAUAUAUUGGGAUUUAUUUUUAAUGCUGUACAUAGUAGACUUGUUUAUCAGCUGACUUUUAUUUACUAAGACUAGUUAUCUAUGCAGAUUCUUCAGCUGAUCUGAGAAUGAUGCUAUUCGUGCUCAUAUUUAUCCAUUAAUGUUUCAUUCAUUUCAUAAAACGUCAGUCAUUUGGGGAGGAUCGCCUGACUUCCAAAGAAGAAGUAAUUACCAAAACAAAUAGAAUCUAUUUUAAUACCAUCAUAUGACACAUUGGGCUGAUUUAAAUCACCUCAUAUUAUGUUGUAAUUGAAUCUGUGCCUUUGUCCUUCCACCUCCACUCAAAAUGCUUACAGUUUUUGGGUGCCAUGAAUACAACACAAUGCAAAAAAAAUAAAGUUUCACCACAGCUACAUGCUGGAUGUAAUUGGCCUUGGGAGAGUCUAUAAACUUUAGUUACAGCAUUGAGUCUUCACUGGGAGUAAAUUAGAAAGAACGUGGGAAAUUGUUGAUUGACUUGAGCAGUAUAAACAUUGAUAUGAAGGUUUAAAUAGUUUUUAUAUCUAACAACACAAGAGUAUUAGAUUUUGAAACAAAAAACAUCCCCAUACCUAUGUGGAAGUGAGUGUUUUAUAUGAAGGAUGCGCAACUAUUUCAAUAUUACCCUGAGACAAUAAUACCAAAACAAAUAAGGUGACGGUGACGCACAUUGCCGAGCAAAUUAACUCACCAGAUCUGAGAAGGUGAAUCAUACUUAUAAAUAAUACAGUGCAUAUAAGAUAUGCUUUACUCAAUGGAGUUA
This is a messenger RNA of Tachysurus vachellii, 4358 nucleotides long. RefSeq names its product amyloid beta (A4) precursor protein-binding, family A, member 2a (gene apba2a). The record is from RefSeq and is a predicted model, not a curated record. The transcript is spliced from 12 exons. Gene Ontology annotation, cellular component: cytoplasm; plasma membrane; dendritic spine. Lineage: Eukaryota; Metazoa; Chordata; Actinopteri; Siluriformes; Bagridae. Gene Ontology annotation, biological process: chemical synaptic transmission. Gene Ontology annotation, molecular function: amyloid-beta binding; protein binding. The coding region runs from base 143 to 2842 and encodes 899 amino acids.